CAAGCGAGAGGAUCAUGGCGGAUGGCCCCAGGUGUAAGCGCAGAAAGCAGGCGAACCCGCGGCGCAAUAACGUUACAAAUUAUAAUACUGUGGUAGAAACAAACUCAGAUUCAGACGAUGAAGACAAACUCCACAUUGUGGAAGAAGAAAGCAUUACAGAUGCAGCCGACUGUGAAGGCGGCGUGCCAGACGAUGACCUGCCCUCAGACCAGACAGUGUUGCCCGGGAGCAGCGCGAGAGAAGGGAGCGCAAAGAGCUGCUGGGAGGACGAUGCAGGAAAGGAAGGACAAGAAAUCCUGGGGCCGGAAGCUCGGGCAGAUGAAGUGGGAUGUGCAGUAAAAGAUGAUGAAUGCGACUCAGAUGCAGAAAAUGAACAAAACCAUGAUCCUAACGUUGAAGAGUUCCUGCAACAACAAGACACUGCAGUCAUCUACCCCGAGGCACCCGAGGACGACCAGAGGCAGGGCACGCCGGAGGCCAGCGGGCAUGACGAAAACGGAACACCAGAUGCAUUUUCCCAGUUGCUCACCUGUCCGUAUUGUGACAGAGGAUAUAAACGCUUUACCUCUCUGAAAGAACACAUUAAGUAUCGCCACGAGAAGAAUGAAGACAACUUCAGCUGCUCCCUGUGCAGUUACACGUUUGCAUACAGAACCCAGCUCGAGCGCCACAUGACCUCCCACAAAUCAGGACGAGAGCAGAGACAUGUGACGCAGUCUGGGGGUAAUCGUAAAUUCAAGUGCACUGAAUGUGGAAAAGCUUUCAAAUACAAACACCAUCUAAAAGAGCACUUAAGAAUCCACAGUGGAGAGAAGCCAUAUGAAUGCCCAAACUGCAAGAAACGUUUUUCCCAUUCUGGUUCCUACAGCUCACACAUCAGCAGUAAGAAAUGUAUCAGCCUGAUGCCUGUGAACGGGCGGCCGAGAACAGGGCUCAAGACCUCGCAGUGCCCCUCACCCUCGCUCUCGGCCUCUCCAGGCAGCCCCACGCGGCCACAGAUGCGGCAGAAGACAGAGAACAAGCCCCUGCAAGAGCAACUUCCCGUAAACCAGAUCAAAACCGAACCUGUGGAUUACGAGUUCAAACCCAUAGUGGUUGCUUCAGGAAUCAACUGCUCAGCCCCUCUACAGAACGGGGUUUUCAGUGGUGGUGGCCCCUUACAGGCAACCAGUUCUCCUCAGGGUGUGGUGCAGGCCGUCGUUCUGCCAACGGUGGGUUUGGUGUCCCCCAUCAGUAUCAAUUUAAGUGAUAUUCAGAAUGUACUUAAAGUGGCGGUAGAUGGUAAUGUCAUCAGGCAAGUUUUGGAGAAUAAUCAAGCCAAUCUUGCAUCCAAAGAACAAGAAACAAUCAAUGCUUCAUCCAUCCAGCAAGGCGGCCAUUCUGUUAUUUCAGCCAUCAGUCUUCCUCUGGUUGAUCAAGAUGGAACAACCAAAAUCAUCAUUAACUACAGUCUUGAACAACCUAGCCAACUUCAAGUUGUUCCUCAGAAUUUAAAAAAAGAAACCCCAGUCCCCACCAACAACUGCAAAAGUGAAAAGUUACCAGAAGAUCUUACUGUCAAGUCUGAGAAGGACAAAAGCUUUGAAGGGGGAGGGAAUGACAGCACUUGCCUCCUGUGUGACGACUGUCCCGGGGACAUCAAUGCACUUCCGGAGCUGAAGCACUAUGACCUGAAGCAGCCGGCCCAGCCCCCUCAGCCCCCCACCCCAGAAGCUGCCAAGCCCGAGGCCUCCACUCCAUCGGGGUCCGGAGAUGGCAGUUUGUCUCCCAGUCAGCCACCUUUAAAGAACCUCUUGUCUCUUCUGAAAGCAUAUUAUGCUUUGAACGCACAGCCAAGUGCAGAAGAGCUCUCAAAAAUUGCCGAUUCCGUGAACCUACCAGUGGAUGUAGUGAAAAAGUGGUUUGAAAAGAUGCAAGCGGGACAGAUCUCAGUGCAGUCUUCUGAACCAUCUUCCCCGGAACCAGGCAAAGCCGACACCCCUGCCAAGAGCGACGGUCAGGCUGCAGACGCAGAUGAAACCCAGGACAGCACAGGGAACCGCCAGAGCCCUCUGAAGAGAGCUAGCUCCCCCGUCUUACCAGGAGGCUCGGCCGUCAACGGUUCCGGAAGCAGCGCCUCCUCCCCUUCUCCCCUGAACCUCUCUUCCUCCAGAAGCGCACAGGGUUACUCGUACCCGACAGAAGGGGCGCAGGAAGAGCCGCAGGUCGAACCUCUUGAUCUUUCACUACCAAAGCAGCAGGGCGAGUUAUUGGAAAGGCCAACUAUCACUAGUGUUUACCAGAACAGUGUUUAUUCUGUCCAGGAAGAACCCUUGAACUUGUCUUGUGCAAAAAAGGAGCCACAAAAGGACAGUUGUGUUACAGACUCAGAACCAGUUGUAAAUGUAAUCCCACCAAGUGCCAACCCCAUAAAUAUUGCUAUACCUACCGUCACUGCCCAGUUACCCACGAUCGUGGCCAUCGCUGACCAGAACAGCGUUCCGUGCUUGCGAGCACUGGCUGCCAACAAGCAGACCAUCCUGAUCCCCCAGGUCGCCUACACAUACUCAACUGCAGUCAGCCCGGCGGUCCAGGAAACACCCUUGAAGGUGAUCCAGCCCAAUGGAAAUCAGGAUGAAAGGCAAGACACUAGCUCAGAAGGAGUAUCCAACGUAGAGGAUCAGAACGACUCCGAUUCCACGCCCCCCAAAAAGAAAAUGCGGAAGACAGAAAACGGAAUGUAUGCUUGUGAUUUGUGUGAUAAGAUAUUCCAAAAGAGUAGCUCACUGUUGAGACAUAAAUACGAACACACAGGUAAAAGACCCCACGAGUGUGGCAUCUGCAAAAAGGCGUUUAAACACAAGCAUCACCUGAUAGAGCACAUGCGCCUGCACUCCGGGGAGAAGCCCUACCAGUGCGACAAGUGCGGGAAGCGCUUCUCCCACUCGGGCUCCUACUCCCAGCACAUGAACCACCGCUACUCCUACUGCAAGAGGGAGGCCGAGGAGCGGGAGCCCCCCGAGCCGGGGGCCGCAGGCCCAGGGGUCCCGCCCGAGCAGCACGCGGGGCAGGGCGACUCGGACGAGAGGGAGAGCUCGACGCGGGAGGAGGAUGAGGACAGCGAAAAGGAGGAGGAAGAGGAGGAGGAGGAGCGGGAGCUGGAGGAGCUGGAGGAGAAGGGAAGUGGAGCGGCGCGAGGGGCGGAGGAGGUGGAGGACGGGGAGGAGGAGAUGGACGACGAGGAGGACAAGGAGGAGGAGGCGGAGGAGGAGGGGGAGAGAGCAGAAACGGAAGGUGUGGGGCAGGGGGCGGGGGCUGGAAGCCAAGCCCAUAGCUUAGAACACAAAGUCAGUGAGGGCAGCGAGCAGGUGUCUGAAGAGAAAACAAAUGAAGCCUAA
This is a messenger RNA of Budorcas taxicolor (takin), 3377 nucleotides long. RefSeq names its product zinc finger E-box binding homeobox 1 (gene ZEB1). Gene Ontology annotation, molecular function: RNA polymerase II cis-regulatory region sequence-specific DNA binding; DNA-binding transcription factor activity, RNA polymerase II-specific. The transcript has 9 exons. The record is from RefSeq and is a predicted model, not a curated record. Gene Ontology annotation, biological process: regulation of transcription by RNA polymerase II; anatomical structure development. Bases 15 to 3377 code for a protein of 1120 amino acids. Lineage: Eukaryota; Metazoa; Chordata; Mammalia; Artiodactyla; Bovidae.